AUGAAAAAAGUAACAAUUAAUUCUGAUUUAAAAAGAAACGGUUUUAAAACCCAAAGAUUAUCAGAUAAAUGUAAAAUUUAUUCAAUAUUUGCAUUUAUAAGCACUGUAUUGAUUAGUGUAUGUAUUGGUUUUCUUUAUACUAAAUUAAGUGAAGAAAGAAAUAAUAUAUUUCAUUUUGAAAAAAGAAUAAAAAAUUCUACUGUUGGGAUUGGAAUAAGUAAAGUAGAGUUAGUUAAAAUUAUUCCUUGUAAAGAUGAAACAAAUUAUUCUGACUUAAAAGUUAAAAAAGAACAUCAAUUAGAAAAUCGUAUUAAUCAUUAUUUAAAUUUCGAUAAAAAGAAAAUAAUAGAAUUAGAGUCGGAUGAAUUAAAAAUUCAAUUGAAUAAUUUAUAUAAGGUAAUUUUUGAAUCAUUUAAAGGUGAAAAAACUAAUGUUUUUCAACAAAAAAACAUUUAUAAUGCACUUAUAUUUUAUUUUGUUGAUGGAAAAUUGAUAGAUGAAAAAAAUAAUGAGUUUAAUAAGAAAGAAUUUUUACUAUUAAAUCACUGCUUUAAUUUUGAAAAUCUUAGUUACUUUAUUCAAAGAAUGUUUUUAACAGAAAUUCAUGUAAAUUUAUCAUCUAAUUUUUUUAUGCCUCCAGUUUUUUUUGAAACUUUAGAAAAAGAGUUCACAGAAUUGAAAACAUUAUUUGACUAUAUUUUAGUUUUAAAUUUAGCUAAAAUGAUUCCUUUUAUUCAUUCAAAUCAUUCUUUUCGUAACAAUGAGUAUAAAUAUGUAAGUGAUAAAUGUAAUGAAAUUUUCAUGAAAAUAUUACUAGCUCUUGAUAUGGCAAGUAAAAAUAAUAAUGAAAUUUCAACUAUAAAAGAUGGUUUUAAAGAAUAUAUUGAACAAUUUUAUCCUGAUAAUGAAUUUGAAAAGAGAAUAAACGAAUUUGAAGUUGAUCAAGUUGAUCAAAAUUAG
Hepatospora eriocheir is the source of this 960-nucleotide messenger RNA. The record is from the annotation of a GenBank genome assembly. Lineage: Eukaryota; Fungi; Microsporidia; Hepatosporidae.